Molecule: messenger RNA, 570 nt
Organism: Aspergillus glaucus CBS 516.65
Lineage: Eukaryota; Fungi; Ascomycota; Eurotiomycetes; Eurotiales; Aspergillaceae
Exons: 3
Coding region: 1-570 (189 amino acids)
Source: RefSeq, a predicted model, not a curated record
AUGCGCGCAUGUUGCGAAGAUACAAAGACCAAGAGAAAGCGAUGGAGCGGCCGGCAUGAACGCAUGCUCAAGAAAGCUGUUAUGGAGCGGUACAACGCUUCGACCAAAGAGAGUCGCUCAGCCUGGUGCCAUCUACUAGACCAGUGCGUAGAGAGCGAGGCAAGAGUCGUGAAUUUGGUGCCGGAUAGCUUUCAAUCAACCGAGCUGUCAUAUCUUUUUGGUGUCGGCGAGAUGCCACGCAUGGAUCCCCGUAAUGAAUUGACGCUGCACCACAGGGUUGCGGAGGCCUGGGAUCGGGGCGACAUCGCCAUCGUACCCGUCCCAUCUGAGACUCCCAACGAAGUUAAUCAAUGGAAAUUUGUUGUCGUCAAUAAGAAUAUCCGUAAGGAGGUCGUCUACUGUUGGCCGACAACCUGGAAUGAUGUCGACGGCAGGAUCCUCCAGUUCCGGGGAAAGAACCGCCCAGGCAAGCGGUACCUUUAUUUCGGAUACUUCAUGACUUAUUUCCACCAGAAACGACUUGGGAAUAUGAAAUCGGCGUACAACAUCGAGUUGAGAGGACAUUUGUGA